UGCUGCCCCACUACCAACURAURAAAGUAYAGUGGCUGAUCUGAUUCGAGUAAAACGAUGCCGAAAUGAAAUCACUGGUCACAGCACAGCCGCAGAACUCUCUGAUGCUGAUUUUGAAACCCACUGGGCUGAAAUUGAGGCAGCAAUGAUAAGACUUGGAGGAUUGCAGUAUGAACCAGAAAUCCAGCUUCUGAAAAUCGAGUCAAUUGACCCAGAAAAUGAAACCUACCUAAGUAUUCUUCUUCAAUCGUGGGAAGAAGGCGAAGAAAAGAAAAUGGAAAUCAUCAUACAAAAGCUAAAUAAGAUAUCAAUGCAAUUACCUUCUGAAAAUGAAAGUCUGCCACAGUUUUGCAUUCUGCCUCAGAAACCAUCUCAUCCAACUAUCAACCGUAUCAGUGAAGUAACAGAGAUAAUGUCCAACAUACAGCAACUUAAAGCAAUGUUUCCACAUGAAAUCACCGUUACGUAUUUGUCUGGUAAUCCUGGUUGUGGGAAAAGUGAGAUUGCGAGGCAGAUUGGGAAGAAAUAUUUUGAAGACGUUGACGAAUCAGCCAAGUGCGUGUCGACGCUGAACGCAUCCAAUCUUGAAAGCUUAACUCUAUCAUAUAUCGUCCUGGCAAGAAACCUUCGAUGCAGCGAAGAAUCCAUAGCAUCACUCAAUACCAUCACCUCUCAAGAACACAAACUCGCUCAACUACGAGGAAAUGUCUCCAUACAACUGCACAGCUACUACUCCUGGCUGAUGAUUGUAGACAAUGUGGAAGAUCUUCAGCUAGUCUCAAGGUUUCUCCCUCAUACAGGCGAAAAUCUGCAACACAGUAAAGGCCAUAUCCUAAUUACAACGCAAGACAGCUAUUCCAUACCACUGCGUGAUCCACAUGCACAUCAUAUGCCCUUGAGCCGUGGUAUGGAACUUAAGGACGCAGUGGAAUCACUGCUUGAAAUUUCUGGAUGUUCUGACAAAGAAGAAACUAUGACUGCUGUUGCAAAGCAGCUUGAUUUCCAGCCUUUAGCUCUCGCUUGUGCAGCAGUAUACGUCCAGGAAGUCCGUAUUGCAGAUCCUACAAUGAUAUGGGAAAAAUACCUUCAGCACAUCCAAAAAUCCAAUAUUGAGCCAACUGAAACAAUGUAUGAAGAAAUCAACAACUCGUAUAAAAAGUCGAUGACAACAGCUGUAAAGAUGGCAGUUCAAAAUGUCAUAGAGAGAAGUCCAGUAAUGCUCCAUGCUUUUGAAUUCCUGGCUGCUUUGGCUCCGGGGUUCAUAUCGCUAGAUGAUGUUGUAAGUUAUGUGAUGAAAUGCAUGCCUAACGAAGUCGAUAAAAAAUUAUUGGCAAGAAAGAUAAUGAAGUCGUCACUCGUUCUUACGUCUGCGGAUAAAGUAGAACCAAUGAUUCGCGUCCAUCAAGUUGUUUUCAACGUUCUUCAAACAGUGGUCCAAGAAUUACACAGCGAUGAAGAAGAUGAAUUUUCGUACUUAACAAAAGUGAUCGAAGUGUUUUCGUAUCUUGACAAAAUAGACAAACAAAGCGUGGAUUACAUCAAAUCUACAGGCAAACUUGUUGUGCACGUGGUAAGUUUGUCUUACAAAGUAAAAAUGUUUUUCGAGCGACGCCAAAUUUUGCUUUCGACAGAAAAGGACAAGUAUGGAGUACGCUACCAAUUAAACAGAACAACUACGAGUCAAUAUCUACAAGUAAUGACACUAUUGAGGAAUCGUCUGUAUGUAGUAUUGAGAGAACAGCAAAAGCAUCAUAUACUAUGUAGAAAUAUCUUAGAAAUAUGCAUGACACUUACAAUUACAAAAUCUGACACUACGAAGAACGAGGUCGACAMGAAAACUUCAGACGAGCACAUGUACGAUGACGACCAAAUUAAAGAGCAACAAUGGUUCUUUAACGAAUUAGGAUACACAUUAGAUAACCUUGGUGAAUACCGUGAAGCAAAGGAGUGUUAUGAAAAAUCUCUAGAAAUGGCAAGGAUGGCCUACGGAAACACUCACACUGAAGUGGCUACAAGUUUAAAUAACUUAGGAAUAUUGCUGUUGCACCUAAACAAAUUUGUAGAAGCCAAGGAAUAUUUAGAAAAAGCGAUCGCUAUCUACAAAAGCACAUAUGGAGACAAUCACCCUAGUGUGGCUACAAUUUUAAGUAAUCUAGGAUCAACAUUGAGUAAUCUUGGAAGUUACAAAGAAGCAAAGGAGUAUCGCGAAAAAGCACUUGCAAUCGAUAAAAGCACGUACGGAGACAAUCACCCUUUAGUGGCUACAAGUUUAAGUCAUCUAGGAUCAGCAUUGAGUAAUCUUGGAAAUUACAAAGAAGCAAAGGAGUAUUACGAAAAAGCACUUGCCAUAAGAAAAAGCACGUACGGAAACAAUCACCCUGAAGUGGCUACAAGUUUAAGUCAUCUAGGAUUAGCAUUGAGUAAUCUUGGAAGUUACAAAGAAGCAAAGGAGUAUCACGAAAAAGCACUUGCCAUAAGAAAAAGCACGUACGGAAACAAUCACCCCGAAGUGGCUACAAAUUUAAGUCAUCUAGGAUUAGCAUUGAGUAAUCUUGGAAGUUACAAAGAAGCAAAGGAGUAUCACGAAAAAGCACUUGCCAUAAGAAAAAGCACGUACGGAAACAAUCACCCCGAAGUGGCUACAAAUUUAAGUCAUCUAGGAUUAGCAUUGAGUAAUCUUGGAAGUUACAAAGAAGCAAAGGAGUAUCAUGAAAAAGCACUUUCCAUAAGAAAAAGCACGUACGCAGACAAUCACCCUUCAGUGGCUUCAAGUUUAAGUAAUCUAGGAUCAGCACUGAGUGAUCUUGGAAGUUACAAAGAAGCAAAAGAGCAUCAUGAAAAAGCACUUGCCAUCUACAAUAGCAUGUACGGAGACAACCACCCUGAUGUGGCUACAAGUUUAAGUGAUCUAGGAUCAGCAUUGAGUUAUCUUGGAAGUUACAAAGAAGCAAAGGGCUGUCACGAAAAAGCACUUGCAAUCGCCGAAAGCACGUAUGGAAACAAUCACAGCUAUGUGGGUGCAAUACUAUCUCAUCUGGGAGUAGUAUUGAGAGACAUUGGGGAAUAUAAAGAAUCAAAGGAGUGUAUAGAAAGAGCAAUAACUAUUUACAAAUCAGUUUUUGACAAAACCCAUCCUUAUAUAGGAAUUUGCUUUUAUAAACUGGGCCUUUCACUGCAUGCUUUGGGCAUCAACGAGGAAGCCAAAGAUUCUUUUGAAAGGUCACUUACAAUCCUUGAAGCUGCAUAUGGUGAAGACCAUCCACGAGUAGCAAGGGCAUUAAAUGGCCUGGGACAACUUCAGCUGGAACAGGGAGAUAACGAACUAGCCAAACUGAAUUUAGAAAGAGCAUUAGCUAUCAAUGAAAAAUCAUUAGGUGUACUUCAUCCUGAUUUUGCUACGACUCUGAACAACCUUGGAAAACUCUCUGAAAGUCUUGAUGAAUACGAACAAGCCAAAGCCUACUUUGAAAGAGCACUGGCAAUCAACGAAGAAGCAUUAGAUGGAAGCCAUCCAAAUAUUGCCAUUAUUUUAAACAAUCUUGGACAUCUCUUGGUCAAAUUGAAGAAAGAUGAAGAAGGGAGCCAUUGCUUGGAAAGAGCGCUUGCUAUCAAGGAAAAGAAUCCAGACUACGCGUUUAAGUUUUAAAUGACUUACUUCAAGUGACAAUGUUCCCAACAUAAUCCACAAAGAAAUUAACUUCGAGAUGUGUGACCUUAACUUCUUGUUGAUAAAAAUAUUAUAUAGAAAACAAAAUGAAAGGUUGGCUUAUUGUUAUGGUCGCAUUAUACUGCUAAUCGAGAUAAAUUGAAAUAGCUUUUACUCAAGUGAAAAUAUGCAGAAAACAUGCUUCCUUGUUGUUAUCUUCAAGCCUUCAAUUGUUCAUCGUGAAUUCUGACAUUCCACCAAUAAUGUAUCAAUGA
Messenger RNA from Exaiptasia diaphana, 3921 nucleotides. RefSeq lists its product as uncharacterized. The transcript has 4 exons. The coding region runs from base 146 to 3646 and encodes 1166 amino acids. Gene Ontology annotation, molecular function: protein binding. NCBI's taxonomy places the organism in Eukaryota, Metazoa, Cnidaria, Anthozoa, Actiniaria, Aiptasiidae. The record is from RefSeq and is a predicted model, not a curated record.